Molecule: messenger RNA, 14934 nt
Organism: Coregonus sp. 'balchen'
Lineage: Eukaryota; Metazoa; Chordata; Actinopteri; Salmoniformes; Salmonidae
Source: the annotation of a GenBank genome assembly
AUGACCAGGGGGUCAGUCAAUGGUGAGGGGACUGGGGUGAACAACACCCCUCAAAAUGGGGGACACCCUGGGGAUACCCUUGUCCCAAAAGAGGACCCUGACGCUCCCAACGGAAAGGUAGAGCUGAGGAAGAAGGUGACACUGCUUCGGGGAAUCUCCAUCAUCAUCGGUACCAUCAUCGGAGCGGGAAUCUUCAUCUCUCCCAAGGGAAUCCUGAAGAACUCUGGGAGUGUUGGAAUGUCUCUGGUGGUGUGGAUCGCCUGCGGAGUGCUGUCCCUGUUCGGUGAGUCACACGUAGUUGUCGCCAGGAGGGAGGAGACAGACCUAAGUAAAGGUGUACAGAGUGGUUUUAUGAUGCGUGCGAACUGAAGCUAUCAGGAUGGAGUUUUUGUGUUUUUAUUGCUGUUCAGUCUAUUGGGUUACGACUCCCCUGCUUCCCCUUCCCUGAAGAACCUAGAGUUGACGUAUCCUAAAACAAAGUGCAAAACGUGUAAAACAGCUUUUCUUGAGAUGAUGAGUGUGAAUGAAAGCUUAGGGGGGUGGAUGAACUUUGUAACUGUCUGCUGCUAUGGAAAAGCUUCCGCCUCUACUCUUGCAUUAUUUCAUUAUAUUACUGUAAUUACAGAAGCCUUACUGUAGCUACUGCCUUCUAACUAACCAUCAAACUGCUGAAACAGCAAUUACUCUUUACGCUAACCUCUAUGUCUAUAUUCCCUUUCUCUCUCUCUCUCUCUCUCUCUCUCUCUCUCUCUCUCUCUCUCUCUCUCUCUCUCUCUCUCGCUCUCUCUCUCUCGAUCUCCCCCCACACACACAUGAUUAUGAAUACAAUUAAUCACAUUUUCCUCUUAUAGACAGUUAUCUACUGUUGCUGAUGCUGCCACUGUUUCACAGGUGGCUAGCCACUCCCCUGUCCUAAACCUUUCCCUCUCUCCUAUCCCAGGGGCCCUGUCCUAUGCAGAGCUGGGAACCAGCAUUCAGAAAUCUGGAGGACAUUAUACCUAUAUCCUGGAGGCCUUUGGACCACAGAUGGCCUUCAUACGCCUCUGGGCUGACCUCAUCGCCAUCAGGUAGGUGUGUGUGUGUGUGUGUGUGUGUGCGACAGAGAUAGCAGCAGGAAGGGGGGGGGGGGGGGGGGGUAGAUACAUGCAAUAAGGUGUGUGUAUAUCACUCUAUACUGUCUGUGUGUUAGAGAGAGAAGGGGAUGGGCCAAGCGUGUAUCUCACCAUUGUAAAGAUAGCAAAGCCUCUCGGAUCCCAUCCUGGUCCGUUGAUACACAUGGUAGCAGAGCAGUGUAAACAAACCUGCUAUACUAUGCUGUACUGCAGGUUAACCCAGGCCAGGGGGGGAUGUAUUGUUUUGGGUCAAUGGGAAAUGAACAGCGAUCUGGGGAUGAGCCCACAGACUGUGCAACAGUUAUUAGAUUCUUAUUAGAGCAAUAGAAGACACUGGAAUUGGUUCACCUCCACAUGUGGUAGAUGUCAAGUUUUAUGUGUAUGUGUUUAAUUUAGAUACUUAGUGUGUAGGCCAACCUACCUACUACACACUGUAAUAAUGUGUCAGUGUUCUGAGAAUUAAGUUGGUUUGUUAUUAGUUGGUACAUGUCUUAUCAGCUUUUCUUUCAGAUAUAUUGAAUACAUUUGCCAUUUCAUUCUGGACCCUGAGUUCAUUUACUCGUACAGUGAGGGAAAAAAGUAUUUGAUCCCCUGCUGAUUUUGUACGUUUGCCCACUGACAAAGAAAUGAUGAGUCUAUAAUUUUAAUGGUAGGUUUAUUUGAACAGUGAGAGACAGAAUAACAACAAAAAAUCCAGAAAAACGCAUGUCAAAAAUGUUAUAAAUUGAUUUGCAUUUUAAUGAGGGAAAUAAGUAUUUGACCCCCUCUCAAUCAGAAAGAUUUCUGGCUCCCAGGUGUAUUUUAUACAGGUAAUGAGCUGAGAUAAGGAGCACACUCUUAAAGGGAGUGCUCCUAAUCUCAGCUUGUUACCUGUAUAAAAGACACCUGUCCACAGAAGCAAUCAAUCAAUCAGAUUCCAAACUCUCCACCAUGGCCAAGACCAAAGAGCUCUCCAAGGAUGUCAGGGACAAGAUUGUAGACCUACACAAGGCUGGAAUGGGCUACAAGACCAUCGCCAAGCAGCUUGGUGAGAAGGUGACAACAGUUGGUGCGAUUAUUCGCAAAUGGAAGAAACACAAAAGAACACCCUCGGCCUGGGGCUCCAUGCAAGAUCUCACCUCGUGGAGUUGCAAUGAUCAUGAGAACGGUGAGGAAUCAGCCCAGAACUACACGGGAGGAUCUUGUCAAUGAUCUCAAGGCAGCUGGGACCAUAGUCACCAAGAAAACAAUUGGUAACACACUACGCCGUGAAGGACUGAAAUCCUGCAGCGCCCGCAAGGUCCCCCUGCUCAAGAAAGCACAUAUACAGGGCCGUCUGAAGUUUGCCAAUGAACAUCUGAAUGAUUCAGAGGAGAACUGGGUGAAAGUGUUGUGGUCAGAUGAGACCAAAAUCGAGCUCUUUGGCAUCAACUCAACUCGCCGUGUUUGGAGGAGGAGGAAUGCUGCCUAUGACCCCAAGAACACCAUCCCCACCGUCAAACAUGGAGGUGGAAAUAUUAUGCUUUGGGGGUGUUUUUCUGCUAAGGGGACAGGACAACUUCACCGCAUCAAAGGGACGAUGGACGGGGCCAUGUACCGUCAAAUUUUGGGUGAGAACCUCCUUCCCUCAGCAAGGGCAUUGAAAAUGGGUUGUGGAUGGGUAUUCCAGCAUGACAAUGACCCAAAACACACGGCCAAGGCAACAAAGGAGUGGCUCAAGAAGAAGCACAUUAAGGUCCUGGAGUGGCCUAGCCAGUCUCCAGACCUUAAUCCCAUAGAUAAUCUGUGGAGGGAGCUGAAGGUUCGAGUUGCCAAACGUCAGCCUUGAAACCUUAAUGACUUGGAGAAUAUCUGCAAAGAGGAGUGGAACAAAAUCCCUCCUGAGAUGUGUGCAUACCUGGUGGCCAACUACAAGGAACGUCUGACCUCUGUGAUUGCCAACAAGGGUUUUGCCACCAAGUACUAAGUCAUGUUUUGCAGAGGGGUCAAAUACUUAUUUCCCUCAUUAAAAUGCAAUUCAAUUAAUAACAUUUUUUCUGUCUCUCACUGUUCAAAUAAACCUACCAUUAAAAUUAUAGACUGAUCAUGCCUUUGUCAGUGGGCAAAUACUUUUUUCCCUCACUGUAUGUAUGUACUCAAUAUACUGUACUUUAUGUUUAUCUCUAUAUUAUAAACUGGGGGAUUUGAGCCCUGAAUGCUGAUUGGCUGACAGCCGUGGUAUAUCAGACCGUAUGACAAAACAAUUAUUUUUACUACUCUAAUUACGUUGGUAGGCAGUUUAUAAUUGCAAUAAGGAACCUCGGGGUUGGUGGUAAAUGGCCCAUAUACCACAGCUAAGGGCUGUAUCAAGGCACUCCGCGUUGUGUCGUGUAUAUGAACAGCCUGUCACGUCUCCUCCCGUUGCUCCCCUCCGGCGCUCUGAUUCGCCGGUCUACUGAGCCACCGGUCUGAGCGCACCAUCUCGGCAACACCGGAAUGGAAACCCAACGCUCCCUAAUCACCUCCAGCACACCUGCACCUCAUCAUCUCAUCACCACCACUAUAAAGCCCUGGACUGUUCAGUCAUUGUUGUGUGUGAUUGUUAGUGUCAUGUCGUGUACUCGCUCUUUGUUGUUCUCUUGCUCAGUGUUAAGUAAACCUUUACAUUGUUGAUUCCUGCGUCUGCGUCCUGCCUCUUCGUAUCGUCAGUACUCGUCACACAGCCUUUAGCCGUGGUAUAUUGGCCAUAUACCACACCCCCUCUGGCAUUACAGUGGGGAAAAAAAGUAUUUAGUCAGCCACCAAUUGUGCAAGUUCUCCCACUUAAAAAGAUGAGAGAGGCCUGUAAUUUUCAUCAUAGGUACACGUCAACUAUGACAGACAAAUAGAGAAAAAAAAUUCAGAAAAUCACAUUGUAGGAUUUUUUAUGAAUUUAUUUGCAAAUUAUGGUAGAAAAUAAGUAUUUGGUCACCUACAAACAAGCAAGAUUUCUGGCUCUCACAGACCUGUAACUUCUUCUUUAAGAGGCUCCUCUGUCCUCCACUCGUUACCUGUAUUAAUGGCACCUGUUUGAACUUGUUAUCAGUAUAAAAGACACCUGUCCACAACCUCAAACAGUCACACUCCAAACUCCACUAUGGCCAAGACCAAAGAGCUGUCAAAGGACACCAGAAACAAAAUUGUAGACCUGCACCAGGCUGGGAAGACUGAAUCUGCAAUAGGUAAGCAGCUUGGUUUGAAGAAAUCAACUGUGGGAGCAAUUAUUAGGAAAUGGAAGACAUACAAGACCACAGAUAAUCUCCCUCGAUCUGGGGCUCCACGCAAGAUCUCACCCUGUGGGGUCAAAAUGAUCACAAGAACGGUGAGCAAAAAUCCCAGAACCACACGGGGGGACCUAGUGAAUGACCUGCAGAGAGCUGGGACCAAAGUAACAAAGCCUACCAUCAGUAACACACUACGCCGCCAGGGACUCAAAUCCUGCAGUGUCCCCCUGCUUAAGCCAGUACAUGUCCAGGCCCGUCUGAAGUUUGCUAGAGUGCAUUUGGAUGAUCCAGAAGAGAAUUGGGAGAAUGUCAUAUGGUCAGAUGAAACCAAAAUACAACUUUUUGGUAAAAACUCAACUCGUCGUGUUUGGAGGACAAAGAAUGCUGAGUUGCUUCCAAAGAACACCAUAUCUACUGUGAAGCAUGGGGGUGGAAACAUCAUGCUUUGGGGCUGUUUUUCUGCAAAGGGACCAGGACGACUGAUCCGUGUAAAGGAAAGAAUGAAUGGGGCUAUGUAUUGUGAGAUUUUGAGUGAAAACCUCCUUCCAUCAGCAAGGGCAUUGAAGAUGAAACGUGGCUGGAUCUUUCAGCAUGACAAUGAUCCCAAACACACCGCCCGGGCAACGAAGGAGUGGCUUCGUAAGAAGCAUUUCAAGGUCCUGGAGUGGCCUAGCCAGUCUCCAGAUCUCAACCCCAUAUAAAAUCUUUGGAGGGAGUUGAAAGUCUGUGUUGCCCAGCGACAGCCCCAAAACAUCACUGCUCUAGAGGAGAUCUGCAUGGAGGAAUGGGCCAAAAUACCAGCAACAGUGUGUGAAAACCUUGUGAAGACUUACAGAAAACGUUUGACCUGUGUCAUUGCCAACAAAGGGUAUAUAACAAAGUAUUGAGAAACUUUUGUUAUUGACCAAAUACUUAUUUUCCACCAUAAUUUGCAAAUAAAUUCAUUAAUAAUCCUACAAUGUGAUUUUCUGGAUAUUUUUUCCUCAUUUUGUCUGUCAUAGUUGACGUGUACCUAUGAUGAAAAUUACAGGCCUCUCACAUCUUUUUAAGUGGGAGAACUUGCACAAUUGGUGGCUGACUAAAUACUUUUUUCCCCCACUGUAUUGCUUAAGUAUCCCCUGGAUAUUUUACUGUUAUUGCUUCAAAUGAACCUAGCAGACAUAUUUGAGUUAGUAACCACUGAAUAUCAGUAACUAUAGUUAUUUGUCUGUUAUAGACUGUUAGUGUCAAGGGAAGCUAAUAAACAAGUGUGAGGUUGGGUAAGACAGGUUCAUGUCAAUAGGAGGUCACAUGCUCCCCAACACUCUGAACAGUGAAUAAUGUCCCAGAUCUCACAGCAUUGUGGGUCAGUGUUUCCGGUCAUUGUGUUUGCUGCACAUGUAUUUUGGGGUCAGUGUUUUGGGGUCUGUGUGUGUUGUCUGUUCUAGACCUGCAGGGUUGGCAGUGAUAUCCCUGGCCUUCGGACAAUAUAUACUGGAGCCCAUAUUCAUGCCCUGUGGAGUGCCCGAGAUUGCUAUUAAACUGGCCACCUCUAUAGGAAUAAGUAUGUCUAAGAUUGAUGCUACAGCAUUACAGUAUAUUGAAUUGAACAAACUUUGGAACAUAGGAUUUUUGUGCUUGUCAGUGAGAUGAUUCAAGUGAAUGUAAGAUACCAGUCAGUCUCACAUAAAGUGUGUGUUUGUGUGUGUGCGUGUUUGUGUAUAUUCCUGCUCCACAGCGUCAGUGAUGUAUCUCAACAGUAUGAGUACGAGCUGGACAAACAGGAUUCAGAUCUUCCUCACCUUUAGCAAGCUGCUGGCCAUCGUCAUCAUCAUUGUACCUGGCCUCUAUAUGCUCUUCAAAGGUAAGCCUUCAUCAUUAUCAUCAUCGUUAUCAUCAUCACCAUCAUCAUUAUCCUCAUCAUCGUCAUCAUCACCAUCAUCACCAUGAUCAUCACCAUCAACACCAUCAUCAUAUGUGACCGACCGCCUCGAUUCGUUCUUAUGUAGCAAAAUUUGAAAUUGUAGUUUUUACAUUUGAUAAAAGUAGAGACUCAGACCUAGAAAAUUGUAUAUCAUACCUUGCAGUUGAGGAACAAUGGAAAAGUCGUUCUGCUUUGAAAGUUGAUAAACUUGUAACCCCACUUUUGAGAAAAUGUCCCUUGAAUGUUUUGGUACACCUACUGGAGAGCUCUUCUUUGUCUACACCCAUUCAGCAUCGUUCACACCCUCUUAAGCCUCAGCCCCAUCCAUCUCAUUAAGGAAACACAUGUGAGGCCAUGUGCUAAACAAAGUGAGUAAUUUAGUAAACAACCAAAGAUUUCAAGACUAAAAGUGGUAAAAGUAGUAGCCUACAAUAAGGAAAAACUCCAGGUAAAAAUACACUUUAUAUACUGUAGUCCUUGGCCUAUAUCCUAAUCUGACUUUGGUGCAGGUCAUGUUGUUCUUCACAUUACCGUUUCUGGUAAACACACACUAUAGCAAAUAAAAUCGAAGUUUAUUUUUCAAACGCACAGGAUACAGAAGGUGUAAACGGUACAGUGAAAUGGUUACUUGCAUAGUAGCAAUAUCACAAACAGUAAGUGUCCAGAUACAAAUAUUGUAUACAUAUUUUAUCAUUAUUAGAUGAUGCUUACCCGACAUACUUGUCUAAAUUGAUGGGUCAUGUGAAGGAAAUGCUAUAACCACCCACCAGCCACAUCUAGCUAAGUGGAUGGGUCACUAUUGUCUAGACAAAUACAAUAGAUGGCCGUAAUCACCCCCAGACACACCUGGCUAACUUGAUGGGUCAUGUAAUCAUCUGGCGAAGUAGCUAGCUAGCUAAACAAUGAACCGUCAUAAUCCCAACUCAGACUACUACCAACACAAACAUUGUCAUUUUUACAUUUUACAUUUUAGUCAUUUAGUAGACGCUCUUAUCCAGAGCGACUUACAGUUAGUGCAUUCAUCUUAAGAUAGCUAGGUGGGACAACCACAUAUCACAGGCAUUUAACUCAGUUUUGUUUGUAGCUACACCUUGUUUGGCCAGCGUUGUGUCAAGUCACUCUGGUUCACACUGAUCGUGGCAUGUGCAGAAAGUAGCCCAUCACUUUUUCCAACUGAUCUGUCGAUAGCACCUGCUAAAUUCAGGGCAUCAAUGUUGUUGAGAAAAGUAGCAAAACUUUUGUAGUUCUCGAUGGCUAAUGUUCAUAUCUUUAAAAAUGGCACCAUAGAAAGGACUAUCAACAAAUACUGAUCAGCUCAUGUUAUAGACAUAAGCAUGCUACAUGGCAGACCAAUCCAAACUCAUCUCCCGGCAUGUCCAGCCCAUCCAUUAUCUCAGCCAAUCGUGGCUAGCGGGAAGGUUCCUGUCUUUUUCCGUGGCUAAACCAACUAGGCUCGUAAUUUUACAAUUCUAUUCGUAUUUACGAAUGUACUACAAGUUUGUUAUUAAAGCACAUGAAAGUUCACAUGUUCCAGAAGACAUUUCUGCCAAAAAACGCAUUUUGAUAGAAAAUAAAUGUUUACUUUAAAAUGGCUCUCCUGUGAAGUAGUGACAUGUGACAAAAGCCUAGUUUCCUGAAACGAGUCACAUAUGUUACACUGGAUUAAAACCACAAAAAUGGCAUGCUAAUGCUUACAUCACAUUGAAUCCCUCACUCUUUCAUGACUCCUCAAAAACGUUGAAAUUAUUGAAAGCUUGAAAAUGUUUGUGGUACAUAGGGUUAUAUUUGUUUGUUUGUUACAGGGACAUUCUACAGAUCCCACCACUUGACCAGAAUAGCUAUACUUUAACAUACUUGGUGUUUAUUGGCUACAGAGUAGCUGUACUAUCAACAUGACACAUUACAGGCUUGGUACAUAAUAGCUACAAAGUGGCUGUAGGCCUAUACACAGCUAACAUACUUUACAUUUUUUACAUUUCUAGUCAUUUAGCAGACUGCCUUAGACCACUGCGCCAUUCGGGAGAUGCUUGGUGUUCUACCAUACCAAUGUUCAUUGAACGUCAGUCAUUUCAGCUUUUAGAGGGUUAUUAUCUGCCCCUUUGCAAGUGUGUUCCAAUAGAGAGGAAUACACUACAUACACUAUGUGUGUGUUGUACUGGAAUGCUCUUACGGGUGCAUUCUUAUAUGUACUCAUGCUAAACUAACUAGAAAGAUGUUUAAAUAUACCUUGUCAAACACUCAACAAGUAUUGAUAUUAUUUGGUGAAUGUGUCAUUCCUUCUUUGUGUAUGUGUGUGUGUGUGCAGGGGAGACUAAGAACUUUGAGAAUGCGUUUGAGGUCAGUAAUAUCAAGCUCACAGGCCUUCCUCUGGCCUUCUACUCUGGGAUGUACGCCUAUGCUGGGUGGUGGGUAUGGACUUCUUAUAGCAUAACUAGCUUUUAUAUCGAAUUCUACACUUUUCAUGAAGCCAACUAGUAUAAUACAUUAUUACUUGGCAUGAGCAUGUAUGAGCUCUUGUAAUGUACAGUAUUGCCAAAUGUAAUAUUGUUAUAAAGCUCCAACUUUUUGCCUGCAGGUUUUACCUGAACUUUGUGACUGAGGAAGUAGAGAAUCCAGAAAAGUGAGUUCAUCCUCCUCAUUCCAUAUCUCGUUUACAUAGGUUUGCCUGAUUGUAAGGUGAGAUCGAAUUAUAUUUUGAUUGCGUUGUUGGUCUCAAUCUCAGGACUGUCCCAUUGGCCAUCUCGAUCUCCAUGGCGAUAGUCACUUCGUGCUACGUGUUGACCAACGUGGCGUACUACACUGUGAUGUCAGCAGAGGAGCUGUUGGCAUCGCAAGCCGUCGCUGUGGUAAGGCAUCCAACAAGCUCUCUGUCUAUUGGCCGAUUUGAUCGACACUGAUCCUACAACCACCACUAUUGGCUAGCGUUAACAUAGGAGUCCUAUGGAUUUCUGUGUGUGAUGUAUUGAUACAUUUGAAGCUUAUUGACUGCAGUCACACACCUCGUUCAUCAGUGCUUCAUCAGGGCCUGAUUCCAUCCCGCACUGAGGAGUGAUUGAUCUGUGGUAUUGUUUUCCUGCACUAUAAACUGCUCUUAGCGUUUCGUCAUUAGUAGACCUCCAAGCCCAACACCUCUGCUUCCCAGUAUGGCCUUAUGUGAUUCUACACAGUCCAUCCCUCUCAAUGAUAAUUAAAUCAUGCUGCAGUCUUAAUGACAUAGCCAUAGACAGAGACUGUAUACUGAUCUCAGACCUGUUUGGAGUAGGGGGAAGGUUAUUCACUAAAAGGGCUCUGAUCUGAUCAGAUUUUUCUAAUGGUGUUAGUUUUAUUAAAGUUUUACAGGUCUGUGAUGUUGCUCUUAAGGAAAGUGUGAGACCAUUGGAGCUACGUCUAUGUUCGUUAAAUAGAUGAUAAUUGAAUUGAGAAUCUUUCUCUGUAUCUCUUUGUCCCUGUUUAGUUCAUACUCUCUCACUCUCUCUCUCUCUCUCUCUCUCUCUCUCUCUCUCUCUCUCUCUCUCUCUCUCUCUCUCUCUCUCUCUCUCUCGCUCUCUCCUCUCUCUCUCUCCUCUCCUCUCUCUCUCUCUCUCUCUCUCUCGCUCUCUCUCUCUCUCUCUCUCUCUCUCUCUCUCUCUCUCUCUCUCUCCUCUCGUCUGUUUUGCCUGCAGACGUUUGCAGAGAAGAUGAUGGGGAACUUUUCGGUGGCGGUGCCGGUAUUUGUAGCCUUGUCGUGCUUUGGUUCGAUGAAUGGCUGCUUGUUCGCUUUCUCAAGGUGGGCUGCGUGAACUCAGGCGUCAAACCGCAGCCUUCGCUAGCUUCUCCUGCCUUUUCCUGCCUUCCCUUCCUGACACAAUGUUUGAGGACUGUGUGAGAGGAAUCUAAUCAUAUAUAUAUUUUUUACUGCCAAAACCUGUUAAGCAGAAGUUUAAAUGUGUGGUAUAGCGGUAUAGUGAAAACACAACAACUGACAUUGCUUUACUGUGUGAAGGUCAGUUAUGACUGUCAGUUGUUUUCAUAUAUUGGAUUUUGUUAGACACUGCUUACACAAAUCGUACCAUAAUUCUAUCCUCCUAAUUCCUGCUUACAAGCAAAAACUAAAGCAGGAAGCACCAGUGACUCGGUCAAUAAAAAAGUGGUCAGAUUAAGCAGAUGCUAAGCUACAGGACUAUUUUGCUAGCACAGACUGGAAUAUGUUCUAGGAUUCUUCCAAUGGAAUUGAGGAGUACACCACAUCAGUCACUGGCUUCAUCAAUAAGUGCAUCGAUGACGUCGUCCCCACAGUGACUGUACGUACAUACCCCAACCAGAAGCCAUGGAUUACAGGCAACAUCCGCACUGAGCUAAAGGGUAGAGCUGCCGCUUUCAAGGAGCGAGACUCUAACCCGGAAGCUUAUAAGAAAUCCCGCUAUGCCCUCUGACGAACCAUCAAACAGGCAAAGCGUCAACACAAGACUAAGAUCGAAUCGUACUACACCGGCUCUGGCGCUCGUCGGAUGUGGCAGGGCUUGCAAACUAUUACAGACUACAAAGGGAAGCACAUUCGCGAGCUGCCCAUUGACACAAGCCUACCAGACGAGCUAAAUUACUUCUAUGCUCGCUUCGAGGCAAGCAACACUGAAACAUGCAUGAGAGCAUCAGCUGUUCCGGACGACUGUGUGAUCACGCUCUCCGUAGCCGAUGUGAGUAAGACCAUUAAACAGGUCAACAUUCACAAGGCCGCAGGGCCAGACGGAUUACCAGGACUUGUACUCCGAGCAUGCGCUGACCAACUGGCAAGUGUCUUCACUGACAUUUUCAACCUCUCCCUGUCUAAGUCUGUAAUACCAACAUGUUUCAAGCAGACCACCAUAGUCCCUGUGCCCAAGAACACUAAGGUAACCUGCCUAUAUGACUACCGACCCGUAGCACUCACGUCUGUAUCCAUGAAGUGCUUUGAAAGGCUGGUCAUGGCUCACAUCAACACCAUUAUCCCAGAAACCCUAGAACCACUCCAAUUUGCAUACCGCCCCAACAGAUCCACAGAUGAUGCAAUCUCUAUUGCGCUCCGCACUGCCCUUUCACACCUGGACAAAAGGAACACCUAUGUGAGAAUGCUAUUCAUUGACUACAGCUCAGCGUUCAACACCAUAGUGCCCUCAAAGCUCAUCACUAAGCUAAGGACCCUGGGACUAAACACCUCCCUCUGCAACUGGAUCCUGGACUUACUGGCAGGCCGCCCCCAGGUGUUAAGGGUAGGUAACAACACAUCCGCCACGCUGAUCCUCAACACGGGGGCCCCUCAGGGGUGCGUGCUCAGUCCCCUCAUUUACUCCCUGUUCACUCAUGACUGCAUGGCCAGGCACGACUCCAACACCAUCAUUAAGUUUGCCGAUGACACAACAGUGGUAGGCCAGAUCUGUGUGAAGGUCAGUUAUCUCUCUCUCAAUGACGAGAUAGCCUAUAGGGAGAAGGUCAGAGAACUGGCCGUGUGGUGCCAGGACAACAACAUCUCCCACAACGUGAUGAAGACAAAGAUGAUUGUGGACUACAGGAAAAAGAAGAGGGCUGUAGUGGAGCAGGUUGAGAGCUUCAAGUUCCUUGGUGUCCACAUCACCAACAAACUAACAUGGUCCAAGCACACCAAGACAGUCGUGAAGAGGGCACGACAAAACCUAUUCCCCCUAAGGAGACUGAAAAGAUUUGGUAUGGGUCCUCAGAUCUUCAAAAGGUUCUACAGCUGCACCAUCGAGAGCAUCCUGACUGGUUUCAUCACUGCUUGGUAUGGCAACUGCUCAGCCUCCGACCGCAAGGCACUACAGAGGGUAGUGCGUAUGGCCCAGUACAUCACUGGGGCCAAACUUCCUGCCAUCCAGGACCUCUAUACCAGGCGGUGUCAGAGGAAGGCCCUAAAAAUUGUCAAAGACUCCAGCCACCCUAGUCAUAGACUGUUCUCACGGCACCGGAGCGCCAAGUGUAGGUCCAUGAGGCUUCUAAACAGCUUCUACCCCCAAGCCAUAAGACUCCUGAACAUCUAAUCAAAUGGCUACCAGACUAUUUGCAUUGUGUCCCCCCCCCCCCCUUUUUACGUUGCUGCUACUCUCUGUUUAUUAUCUAUGCAUAGUCACUUUAUUAAAUCUACCUACAUGCACAUAUUACCUCAAUAACCUUGACUAGCCACUAACAUUGACUCUGGACCGGUACCCCUUGUAUAUAGCCUGGCUAUUGUUAUUUUACUGCUGCUCUUUAAUUAUUUGUUACUUUUAUUUCUUAUUAUUUUGAUAUUUCAUGUUUAUUUUUAAUUAUUUUGGUAUUCUUUCUUAGAAUUGCAUUGUUGGUUAAGGGCUUGAAAGUAAGCAUUUCACUGUAAGGUCUACACCUGUUGUAUUCUGCACAUGUGACAAAUACAAUUUGAUUUGAUUUGUUGUUGAAGGUAUUUCUAAUUUAAUCCUGAAGAUUGUGUGUGAUUGUGUUGGUCAUUCUAGAAUGUUCUAUGUGGCGUCACGCGAGGGCCAUCUCCCUGAGGUUCUGUCCAUGAUCCACGUCCGCAGACACACACCUUUGGCAGCCGUCCUCGUUCUGGUCAGAUGAAUAUAUAUAUUUUUUCAUACACACAUGUCACUCUUUACUGUCUUUAUGAGGACCUGCUCUACAUGUUCCACAAUUAAAACUUUGCAUUCUUUCCUGCAUUCAUCGUUUACAUGUUUUAACUGUUAACAUGCUUUGUGGUUACCUGUGAGCAUCUCUGCCACUUCUUCAUUGGAUCCAUGUGUGUGUUCUCUCUCUGUCUCUGUGUGUGGGUGUGUGUGUGUGUGUGUGUGUGUCGGUGUGUCGGAGUGUGCGUUCUUUCUCUGUGUUUAUGUCUCCAGUACCCUAUGACGGUGUUUCAGCUGUUUGUGGGAGAUAUCUACAGCCUGUUGAACUUCAUGAGCUUCCUCCGCUGGCUCUUCAUUGGCGUGGCUGUGCUGGGCCUCAUCUACAUGAGAUACACACGGCCUGACAUGCCACGCCCUUUCAAGGUCGGUCUAACCCACGUGACUCAUCAACCAUCAAAUUAUCAAAUGUAUUUAUAAAGCCCUUUUUACAUCACCAGUUGUCACAAAGUGCUUAUGCACACGGACACACAGAUACACACAGAUACACACACAUACACACAGUCACAGAUGCAUAUAGACAUAUCAAAGUCGAUUAUGACAUCGCUCCUUCGGUGCCACUUCAUGUGGCUCUGGAGGCCGAUGCACGAGCCGCAGAUAUUCAAGCAUCUUGCACACAUGGACAAACAGAGUAUGAGUCUGUCUAAUGGCUGUCUUAUUCAAAAUAACUCGAACUACUGAAUGCUUAAAAUUUUAGAUCCUUGACUCCUUUGUACUUCUUUGUCUUUCUUUCCAGGUUCCUCUUUUCAUUCCAGCCAUUUUCUCCUUCACCUGUUUCUUCAUGGUGUUCCUCUCUCUCUACUCUGACCCCGUCAACACAGGGAUAGGAUUAGCCAUCUCCCUAACAGGAAUCCCAGCCUACUAUAUUUUCAUUGUGUUUGACCGCAGACCCAAGUGGCUACAGAAUGGUUUAGGUAACACACUACCUACACUUAGAAGGCAUUAAAUGCAUUUACUAGACAUCACUGUGAAAAUCAUACAUACUACUGGCAUAUGGACAGCAUUGAUGAAUCUUAAUAAAGCAAAUGUUCAACUCAAGGGAUUAAUCGGUGCGUCAGUGGACCAUGAAACUAUACACGCAUAGUUUACCACAUACAAUCAAUUUCCAAUCCAUUUUCAGCAUGGCAUCCUAUCAUAAUUGCUGCAUAAAUCCCAAUAAUGUGACCUAACCCUCCGUAAUUAUUGGGACAGUGAAGCAUUUUUUCUUCUUUUGGCUCUAUACUCCAAAAGUUUGGAUUUGAAAUCAAACAAUAACUAUGAAGUUAAAGUGUAGACUGUCAUCUUAAUUUGAGGGUAUUUUAAUCCAUAUCGGGUGAACUGUUUAGAAAGUACAGCACCUUCUGUACAUAGUCCACCAUUUUAGGGGAGCAAAAGUAAAGGGGACAAAUUAACUUGAUAUUUGUGCAUCUAUAACUUUCUCACUCAUAAUUAUUCACGAUUCAUUCAGGAUUAUACGUAAUCAUGGUAACAUCCACAUUCAUGUAGAAGUGUUUAGAAACAUAUUCUAUUCAUAUUUACAAUAAAAGUGACUCAAAUUGCACAAUACAUUAUUUACUAUUUAUUUCUAUUGGGCACAAAUCUGAACACAACCAAAACAAACAGCAAAUGCAUCCAACAAAUGUGUAGAGUCACAAGCUUGAUGUAGUCUUUGCGUGCUAUGAAUAUGGGACAAAAUACUUAACGUUUUACUAAUUUAAUACACAUAUAAGUGAAUUUGUCCCAAUACUUUUGCGCCCCUAAAAUGGUGGGGGAGGACAAUGUACAAAAAGUGCUGUAAUUUCUAAACGGUUCACCCAAUAUGGAUGAAAAAACUUCAAAUUAAAGCUCACAGUCUUCACUUUAACCUCAUAGUCAUUGUUUGAGUUCAAAUCCAAAGUUAUGAAGUAUAGAGCCAAAAGUAGAAAAAAUGCUUAACUUUCCCAAUAAUUAUGGAGGGCACUGUAAAAUGGUAUCAUAAUAGUUUUUCUAUGUAUUUUAUUCUGUCUCCAGAUUCCUUCAACAGAUCUGUCCAGAUCAUCCUGGAGGUGAUCCCAGCAGAACACUGACACUCCUUCACACCAUAUCCCCACACCGAU